AUGGAGAUUUGGCGUCAUAAUAUUUGCAGGAAAUUGGUACACAUUGGUUGCGGAAUCACCCUCGCACACAUUAACGUGCCGGGUGCACAUCUCAAAGCAAUCAUAAUUGCCGUGGCGGUGAUAUCAAUAAUCAUAUUCAAAACCGUGCCGCUUAGAUUCGGCAUCAAGGAUGAUGCUGGUAUCAUCUGGUACAAUCUGAUUGUCCUGCUUUUCGCUGUGUUUGGACUGCCCCUCAGGGUCCUUCUGCCGGUGUUCAUCAUAGACCCGGUUGCCUGCAUUGUAGGCAUUUCUACUAAAUCGAGGAAGUGGUGCGGUAAUAAGACGGUCUAUGGAACAGUCGCUGCGGGGAUUGCCUCAUACUUCUCCCUUUAUUACGUUCGCGUGCAACAACACCGGAUACUGCUGAGUCUUGUACUUCCCAUAACGGAGGGAAUUAUGCGCCAACACGACAACAUAGGCAUCAGCGUUGUCGUGUUGUUGUACUACUGCGCCGCCCAACACUUCGGGUGGCCCACUGAGAAGUGGAAGUUAAUGCAUCACAACAGUGCGUACUUAUCUGAUAUCAUUAGAUUCAUUUUAUCAUCAUUUAAAGGGUUUCUAGACGCUGUGGCUCGUAUGUUGGCUUCCAAAUUGUCUCAUGCGCUGCUACAGCUAUAA
This is a messenger RNA of Babesia bigemina, 657 nucleotides long. RefSeq lists its product as hypothetical. The coding region runs from base 1 to 657 and encodes 218 amino acids. The record is from RefSeq and is a predicted model, not a curated record. Lineage: Eukaryota; Apicomplexa; Aconoidasida; Piroplasmida; Babesiidae. The transcript has 3 exons.